This is a messenger RNA of Ascoidea rubescens DSM 1968, 447 nucleotides long. RefSeq lists its product as uncharacterized. Lineage: Eukaryota; Fungi; Ascomycota; Saccharomycetes; Ascoideales; Ascoideaceae. The annotation marks the transcript as partial. The record is from RefSeq and is a predicted model, not a curated record. The transcript has 2 exons.
GUAUCUUGUCCCAAGAUCUAUGAACACUACACCAAGGACUCCAAAUUCUAUAUUGAAAUGGAGUAUAUUCCUGGAAAGACGUUGUGUGAUAUAUGGCCAGAAUUGAGUGAAGAGCAGAAACAGAUUGUUACAGAUAAUAUUCUAAAUGAGUUGAAUAAACUAAAAAAAGAAACAUCAAACGAAAUAUGUGGAAUUGAUGGUAAUAAUUUUCGUGAUCCAUUGUUUGGCCAUUUGAAGUUUGAAUCUGAAAGGGCGUUCAACAAGUAUAUCUCUUCAAAAAUUCGUAACAAAAGGAUAAGUAGAAUAUUUCUAUCUCAUGGGGAAUUGAGUUCUCGCAACAUCAUAGUCAAAGAGGAUUUAUCUGUGGUAUUUGUUAAUUGGCAUUGUAUGGGGUUUCUUCCUGAAUAUUGGGAUUUAAUGAAAACUUUUUAUUAUAAUCCGUUGAAU